This is a messenger RNA of Penicillium diatomitis, 2454 nucleotides long. Its product is annotated as DUF3435 domain-containing protein. The coding region runs from base 1 to 2454 and encodes 817 amino acids. The record is from RefSeq and is a predicted model, not a curated record. The transcript has 5 exons. NCBI's taxonomy places the organism in Eukaryota, Fungi, Ascomycota, Eurotiomycetes, Eurotiales, Aspergillaceae.
AUGCCUUCUCUUCCUUGUCCUAUUCCGUCCGACGAUGAGAGCGAUACUAGCUCAGGCCUGCCCGAGACUUUCCCGGACAGCGCGUCCGACUCUGAUUCUUCCACCGCACCUAGCGUCUUCGACGAUAGCAGCGAAUCGGAGUCCGACUCUGACAGUGAAUCCGACGAUGAGCUUGAAGAUGAACUAGCACUGGAAGAUGAAGAGGAGCAGCUUUCACCAGAAUACUACCUCCAGGAGGCUGAGGCUCUUGAUGUCUCCCAGCUCCGACAGAAACGAUACAGCCCGAAGACUCAGGAGAGGUUGGAUAAGACGCAAUAUUUCUGGGAUAGGUUCUGUGAGGGCGCAAAGCGCGAUCCAGUGAAAUGUCUAUCCUGGAUCUCCGAUACAGAGGAGACUGUCCGCUUCCUCAAGGCUCUGUUUUCCUGGCGUUGUGAUCAGCGACGUGGAAAGGACGGACGUCGGACCCCGGGGCUGAAAACUAAAAGCUCGCUCGACGCAUUUUGGAAGUGGUGGCAUCUGAUCUACAAGGCCGCGGUUGGACAUGGCCUCAGCAAAGAUAUCCAAGUUAAGAUUCGUGAUGUGCUCGCGGUGGUUGCGAUGGAGAAGAAACUGUCCCUUAAAAAACGCCCAAAAGCGACCAUGUUUGUCGAGGAUGUAGCUGAAUUUGCCCGAGUGAUCCUGUCUACGACAGAGAUGACUUUCCCUUGUGGCUGGUAUCGGAUACAGCUCCUCCUUUUCUGUCAGCUGGCCGCUAUCACCGGUAAUCGUCCAGGGGCGCUACUGAAACUCCGCUUCCGGGAUCUUAAGUUGACAUUAAUUCGGGAUCCAAACGGAGGACGUCCUCGGCUUUUUAUCUACCUCAGACCGGAAUUCACAAAAGGCUUUCUUGGUGAAAAGCAGUCGGAGGCGUUUCCCAUUCCGGAAAUUAUCUUUGAUCCAACGUUGGUCCUCAGUCCUCACGUUUUUCUGCUGGGUAUUCUGUUCAGAAUCGGCGCAUUUAAAAGUCUGUCCAAUGAUAGCCCUGUGCUGGAUUGCCCUGAGAAAUUGUACCGUCUUCGGGUCUUAAAUGGUCUCGGUGAACAGGAAUUAAAGCUGAAAGACGAAAUCAUGGAUCAACAUGUGUUUUGCCAAGCUUUGCGGGAGGCGGAUGGGUUUCGAUUUGCACCAGAAAUACCACUUACCCGGGGAUGGCUGGGCUAUAGAAUGAAAAGAGGUGGUGAGAUUACUGGCUUUGCGGAAGUAGCGAAGCCAUAUUGUCUUCGAUACGGCGCAGCAAAAGCGUUCAACGAUAGUCCGGACGUAUCGAAUGAAUUGCAGAACGUCAUGCUGCAGCACGCAAGCAUUGAUACAUUUGUGCGGCACUACAGUGUGGGUAUCCACGUAGAUGCGCAGGCCAUUGUCCGGGGCUUGCCUGCUGACAAACAACUCAUGCGGUUUGCCUGCUCGAUGAGUCGGUCCAUCGACCCUCGCAGGCCCUACCGGCUCGGGGAUUCAAGCUGUAUCAACGAUCUCCCCUGCGUGCGUGCCCUGGAAGACACGAAACAGGCGAGAAAGCGUAUUCGUGACGUUAAGAUGCGUGCCUAUGAAGAUGCAGAGGCCGCAUUUCAACGAGAGUUCGGUGGUGAUCCGGAGAGUGCGACUCUUUCUAGAACCGUCCGCAAGCGGAGGAAGGCUCAGGAGAAAAGCCUGAAAAAGUUCCGUCAAAAAUUCGAACAUGCAGACGAGCAGUAUGAUCGCGCAGUGAAGCAUUUACGUAACGAGAAGAGACGGCAAAAGCACCGCUUGAUCCGUGAGAACCUAGAGCGGUAUAAGAAUGAACAGCCAGUGAUUGACAGCGAGCAGCAAAUGUCUGGAAAGAUUAUCGACGAAGAAGUCAUGGGCGCUUUGCAGCGAACUGGCUACAUGACACCGCAGCAUAUGAUGCUCAUUGACAGCAUCCUGACUUUGCCCGGUACAACGGUCACGAAAGAAUACGAACGCCGCAUUGCCGCAAUCAAUGCAGUUAUUGCAGUCUGUGAUGCGGAAGAGGGUGCUCCCUGGCGUCCUAGUGCGCCACAAAAACGCUCUGUCGAUGCUAUUGAUACACCUAACCCUUCUUCUCUGCCCAAGAGACAAAAGUCUACCUCUUCAGAUGAGAGUGACGAUAGGUUUUCCCAAGCCAUCGCUUCUGUUUGCGUCAAAUCUCGAGAAGAAAGACCAACGAUAUGCUUUAUAUGUCUUGGUAAUCCCCAUCAGCGAGAAAGUGAACGCUUGAAAAUGUACAAGAACCCCGGCUCACUCAGCCGACACUUCGUCAACAAACAUAUCAAGCGGUUCUCCAGCGACAUGCACUGUGAGUGCAACAUUUGUGGGAAAAGUCUGAUGUCUAAAUCGGAACUCCUGAACCAUGCGCAUGGAGUGCAUGGAAUUGUCUCUCGCUUACCUUUACCGGCUCUUGGUCUACCCCUUCCGUAA